Messenger RNA from Cimex lectularius (bed bug), 2192 nucleotides. RefSeq names its product receptor expression-enhancing protein 1. The record is from RefSeq and is a predicted model, not a curated record. Gene Ontology annotation, biological process: endoplasmic reticulum tubular network organization. Gene Ontology annotation, cellular component: endoplasmic reticulum membrane; endoplasmic reticulum tubular network; cytoplasmic microtubule. NCBI's taxonomy places the organism in Eukaryota, Metazoa, Arthropoda, Insecta, Hemiptera, Cimicidae. The coding region runs from base 139 to 993 and encodes 284 amino acids. Gene Ontology annotation, molecular function: microtubule binding. The transcript has 11 exons.
GUCACGUGACCAAAACAAAACACGUCACUAGUUGUAACAAAGAUGGCUCCGGAGAGAAAUUCAGUUUAAGUUUGCACCUCGGCUUCUUAACUCCGGACAGGCUCCCUGGUUGUAUUUAGUGACGGAUAUAUCGUGAAAAUGUUAACCGCCUUAGUCUCACGCCUUAUGAUACUUGCUUUUGGAACACUAUACCCUGCAUAUGCAUCGUACAAAGCUGUUAGGACAAAAGAUGUAAAAGAAUAUGUAAAAUGGAUGAUGUAUUGGAUAGUGUUUGCACUUUUCACAUGCGCUGAAACAUUCACAGAUGUUCUGUUUAGUUUCUGGUUUCCUUUCUAUUACGAGAUAAAAGUCGCAAUUGUGUUUUGGCUCCUUUCACCUGCGACAAAAGGGUCCAGCUUCUUAUACAGAAAUUUCGUCCACCCUGCUUUUCAAAAAAGAGAAUCGGAAAUCGAUGAAAUGUUACACAAAGCAAAGGAAAGGGGAUACAACACAGUUCUGAACAUAGGGAGUAAGGGCGUGUCAUACGCUACAAACGUCAUACUCCAAACAGCCAUAAAGGGAGGGGGUGGGAUAAUGGAACAAUUAAGAAAGAGCUACAGUUUAACCGACCUCUCCCCCCAGAUAUCCAAGGACAAUACUGAUGGAUCUGAAGAUAGAAUGAGACCACCGACUCAGAGAAGAGCAAGACAAAUGGAGUCAAUGGUUGAAAUGAACUUUCCCGAAGUAGAGACGAACCUAAGGGGCGUCAACCAUCAUAACAAUAUGAUUGGCGAUAUUAGGUCUACCGAAGAUAUCAGCUCGGGUUUUUCAAGUACGGAUCAGCUCAAUACAGAAGGAGUGUUGACAAGAUCGUCAUCUGUUGCAUCAACAAGAACGAGACCAAGAGGUCGAGGAGCUGCGGCAAGAAGAGCCCCUGUAUCUGAAGAUGCUGAAGAAUCCGAUACUGAACUUUGGACAGAUUGCUCUGCCGGUAACACAGGUGCUUCCCAGUAAACUAUUGGCCGUCCAAGCAAACAAGACUCUAAUACCGAUCAGGUGGAUUCAAGUUCAUCAACCCUGCCUAGGACCAGCAAGCGGACGACAAGAAAGCGGACUCAGUAGAUAUUAAUUUUCAACUUGCAACUCGUUUUUCCCUUUGUUUUAAUUUGUUGAGUGAUACUAUUUAUUUAUGUACGCGCAGAAGAGUUUUUCCUUUUUUUUUUGGUUUGUCUUCUUUGAUUAUGUUGUUUUAAAAUUUUGUUUAGUGACUUGUCCUAAGGUUCCUAAAAUAUGUUUGGAAAGAAAAGCAAAUAAAUUGAUUAAAAGCUAUUGCUCAAUAUAAACGUGUGUUAUAUUUGCAGCAGUUGGGCGAAUAAUUAUAUGCCAAUAGGUGAUAGUAUUGUGAUUAAAAUUAAAUAAAACUCUCAUAUCAAAGAGAAAUUUUUCUAAUAAUUAAAUUUUCUUAGGUAUAAAUUUGAAUAUCUUGUUGUAAAAUCAGUUUUCUAGUUUUUAAUAAUGUUGAUCCUUCGAUAUUUUAUGAGACAAUAAGACGUCAUUUGUUUGCAAAUUUUAUAGUGCCUCAGUACCUUGUCUGGUAGGAUUUUGCCCGUUGGUUUUUGAAAUACAUUUUAUGAGGCUGAACCUCUCGCCAAGUCAGACUGGGUACAUUACAGUUUUUUUUAUUACGGAUGCUUCAUUAAUGAAAUAAAAUGAUACUAAUAUUAAGAAAAGGCUUACAAAUUGAAAUGAAAUGUUAACGGUUUAGGCAGGCCUGCCAGUCCUAUUAGUCUGCCAUUGUUAUCAAAAAUUUCACUAGUCAUGCUAGUUAAAAGUUACCUGCAGCUUGUCUAAGCCAUUUCUUAUUCGGCGAUUUCUCCUCUGAAAGACAUUGUAACGUUUAAUGCGUUAAGUGGUGCUAUUUUUCAUUUAGGAAAUCUAUUAUAGAAAAAUAUGUAGAAGCAAUAACAAAUUUUUAUAACUAAAGGCACUAAUUUUAUCUCUAGUGAUAUUUGGUAUUGUAACAUUUGCUUUAAGGAUGGAGAUAAAUUAUCAGGCCUUUCCAUGUUAGUUAUAAGUUCUUUUUUUCUUUUCAAUUGUUAAUUAUAUAUUCAGAGGGUAAACACUCUGGAAUUGUAUCGAAGACUCAUUUUCUGUACUUUUUCAAGUUUGUUUUGUAUCUUUUGUUCAUAAUUGUGUGCACCUUUUUGUUUGGU